GUUGCGAAUGACGUCACUGAUCCAUUCAGUCUUGCUCUGUGUUUACUUUACCCAAGUGGAAUCAUGUUUUUACGCCCAAUUGAAAUUUAGCAUCGGAUUGGCGCUAGAUAAUCACACCUUCCGAUUAGCUGUCCAUGCACUUCGACGUGGUGUACUCGCUGUACGUGUUAUUGAGUUGUUUCCAAGUGGUCUUUUUGAGGAAUUAGCCCGUUUGGAGCAUGCAAAAGCUGAGGGGAAAAUAUCCUGGGAGCUCGUGCGAUGUGGUGCUUGUGAAUGUGAACAUACGUCUGGUGAUGAUGGCAAUUUAUCGGAUUCUGAUUCUGAGAAUAUAAAAACAAGACAAUUAAAACGAUGGACUGUGAAUGUGGUUGAUGGUUUGAGACGCCAUUUAGUCGGUAUCACGUUGAUGUGUUACUCUGUUUUGCUUUUGUACUAUAUAGUUCACACUAAACGCGAAGCCUCUAAUUUUAUCCAUGCAUUGGAUUAUUGUAAUGACGUUUUAUCGUUCGUUCCUGGUACUGGUACCUCGUUGUUUGACAGGGAAUUAGCACUUCUACAUGCACGUCAUCUCAUGGAGAACUGCAGAUUUGAUGAGUCUGAAAUCGACGAAACGGUGAAAAUUUGUUUGAUGUUGUUUGAAGAAGAGCGAAAACGGGAAUUACGCGACUCUGGACGGACGCAUUUUUUACAGAUUGUUCAUGCACCCUGUAAAGAUAAAGUAGCAUUCGGUGGAUAG
This is a messenger RNA of Loa loa (African eye worm), 736 nucleotides long. RefSeq lists its product as hypothetical. The record is from RefSeq and is a predicted model, not a curated record. NCBI's taxonomy places the organism in Eukaryota, Metazoa, Nematoda, Chromadorea, Rhabditida, Onchocercidae. The transcript has 6 exons. The coding region runs from base 8 to 736 and encodes 242 amino acids.